AUGGAAGAAACUCUGGUUCAUCGUUCAUACAUCUCAUCAUCCUUGCAUCUGCUAUGUCUAUCGGUGGUGGUUUUGUUAAAUAUUGAGUGGUCAUAUUCUACCUAUCAUUCAGCGCCUAUUCUUCCUUAUAAAGUAAUCAACAAAAAGGCGUUGCAAAUACCCAUAUUCAAUCAAUAUAAACCGUACAAUGCGAAGAAAGGGCAAUCCAUAUUCAACCAACAUAGACCCUACAAUACAAAAAAAGGUCAUGUUUAUAAUGGAAAGAAAGGGUCCUAUAAAAAGCAUUAUUAUACUUCUUCCAGUUCGUCGACAAGCAGUUCGACAACCACAACGGAUAACGUCAAAAUUAAAUACGUGAUCAUCAAAAAGGUAGCAGGUGUAGGGGCUGGAUAUCACAACCACCAUCCAUCCAAACACGGGCAUGAUAUAUUUAACGGAAUAUCUUAUCAAAAAGGAAAGGACGAUGUGGCUGUUGAUACCGAAAAAAAUAAUUUUCCCACCCUCAAAAAACUGAUUAUAAGGCAAAAAGAGGCUGAAGAGCUUAAAAAUAGCCAAAAUUCGGGAAUUCAUAAUACGAAGGCUAAGAAAUCGAGUGGAAUGGGGUACAAUGAUGACUACAUGGAAAAGAAGUUUAAGGAAAGAGAGAAAGAAGAACUAAUAAAACCAUCGAGAAAUUCUAAUUUUUCGCAAAUUAAAGCGGCCGGGUUGAGUUACGGUUCAGAUUUGGAAGGAAGGGGUAAUGAUACAGAAGAGAUAAAAGAAGGCCAGAAAUCUCCGAAAUCAAGAGAAAAAGAUGAGGAAAAUUUUUUGAGAAAUGAAGAGGGAGACGGUCAAGAACAAAAAUCCGAUUAUGACCCGAAUCCCAGUUCUAAAUUAGAAAUCCAAGGUGAUUUCUCCUUAGAAGGAGAUAAGUCUGAUAAUGGUUCUCCGAAAAUUAAUAAUAACUAUGAUAUACCUACGAUAGAUUUCGGCCUUAAAGGAGAUUCUGGUUUCUUGCCCAUCUUUUUCCGAUGAUCUCAAUGCUAUUAAAAUUUUAUUUGGGCAAUUUAACAUAUUUAA
Messenger RNA from Gordionus sp. m RMFG-2023, 1059 nucleotides. RefSeq lists its product as uncharacterized. The coding region runs from base 1 to 1014 and encodes 337 amino acids. NCBI's taxonomy places the organism in Eukaryota, Metazoa, Nematomorpha, Gordioida, Chordodea, Parachordodidae. The transcript has 3 exons. The record is from RefSeq and is a predicted model, not a curated record.